Messenger RNA from Diuraphis noxia (Russian wheat aphid), 1172 nucleotides. RefSeq names its product traB domain-containing protein. Lineage: Eukaryota; Metazoa; Arthropoda; Insecta; Hemiptera; Aphididae. The record is from RefSeq and is a predicted model, not a curated record.
UACCUUAGGYAUCUGAAAAUAAAAAAAUCUCUAUUAAUUGAGUUACUAACAAUAUUUGAAAUGGUAGACAAUCAAGUUACGUUUCCAGACACUGUCACAGUACUUAAAUCAUCAAAUGGUUCUGUAGUGUAUCUUGUUGGUACUGCUCAUUUUAGUAAAGAGAGUCAAGAAGAUGUCGCUCAAGUAAUAAAUGCAGUAAAACCAGAUGUUGUUGUAAUAGAAUUGUGCUAUAACAGAAAUAGCAUAUUGACAAUUGAUGAAUCCACUAUUGCUAAUGUUUCAGGCAUUUCAUUAGAAGAUUUGAAAGGGUCAAUAAAAAAACUAGGCCUUACUCAAGGUAUAUUUUAUCAACUGAUGAUAAAUAUAUCAGCAAAUAUAUCUCGUGAUCUUGGCAUGAUACCUGGUGGUGAAUUUCGUAGAGCUGUCAUUGAAGCUAAAAAAUAUAACAGCCACAUUUAUCUAGGUGAUAGACCAGUUGAUAUCACUAUAAAAAGAGUGAUUUCAAUGUUGAGUUGGCCAAAGAGUAUUAAACUUUUGGCACACUUGCUAUUUACUGCUGAUUUUAAAAUUACAAAAGAAGAUGUGGAAAAAUUCAAAAACAAAGACUUACUAGAAACUUUAAUGCAUGAAAUGGCUGCUGACUAUCCAGAAUUGGAGCGAGUAAUAGUUGAUGAAAGAGAUAAGUUCUUAACUUAUAGUUUACAAAAUUGUGCUGGAUUUGUUAUAGAAAAAAUUGGCAAUAAGCCUAAUGUAUUUAAUUCAAGACCUCAAGUUAUUGUUGGUGUGGUUGGAUUAGGUCACGUUGCUGGUAUUAAAAAAUAUUGGGAAAAAAUUGCUGAUGAGCAAAUAGCAGAACUAAUUAUAAUUCCACCUCAAUCAAGAAGUAGUAAAGUUAUUAAAGUUGUCAUCAAAGUUUCUGCCUAUGGUUUACUUUUAUGGGGUGUUUCAAAGAUCCCUGGUGUAAGAUCGCUAUCAAAAAUGGCUUAUGAAGCAGUUACUUCUACAUAUGUUCAAGGGAAAUUUAUAAAAUUACAAUAAACUAUAAAAUAAUCAAUAUUCCAUUAUAUAUUAUUAUAAUUUAUGUUUUAAAUAAUAAGUUGCAAAUACAACUAUUCUAAUAAUGUUAAGUAAUAAUCAAAGMGAAGAUAAUUACGAUCACAUUGAUGAUUCAC